Ostrea edulis (European flat oyster) is the source of this 6200-nucleotide messenger RNA. RefSeq lists its product as uncharacterized. The transcript is spliced from 2 exons. The record is from RefSeq and is a predicted model, not a curated record. NCBI's taxonomy places the organism in Eukaryota, Metazoa, Mollusca, Bivalvia, Ostreida, Ostreidae. The coding region runs from base 233 to 1102 and encodes 289 amino acids.
GAAAAAUCUCGCUCGGUUGAGACCAUGAAACCACCCACGUGUAACGGAGCAAGAAAAUGUUUCAGAAUCCGAUGAAAAAUGGCCGAGUAAAGCUUGAAAGACAACUGCGUCAGAUGCAAUUUAACAUACAACAGCUCGGUAUCAAAGGAUAUAUUCUCAGAAAAACACGAGUGGAUAUACAAAACAUUGCUUAUUAUUGCAGACUGACAGAAUACAGAGCUACAAAUCGAACAUGUCGCAGAAAUCCAAGCGUAAAGCUGCCAUGAUGACAGCCGAGGUGGUGCCAGGCUCAUCAACUGAAGUUGCCAAGGAAGUGGCUAAGUCUGAACUACUGGGCUCGCAGGAGAAAAAGCAGAAAACUACUGAAAAGGGCGACUCGAGUUCAUCCAAUCAACAGACGGAGGAAGAAAUAAACAAGUACUUGGAUGACACUUUUGAAGGAAGACGUGCAUUUGUCACAGAGGAAAUGCCAGCGAUUAUUGUACUGAAAGAGCACUUUCCACAGCUCUUCAAAGGGAGGCAAAUGCUGGCAGAGUUUCAGAGGAUAACUGGUAUGGACAUCGAUCACCUGAUUCAGGAAUACUGUGUAAAAUAUGCUUCAACAAUCAUUAGUUUAGGACAUCAGACCCCCGGAUCGGGAAGCAUUCUAAAGCGCGCUGAAUCAGUGAAACAGCAGAAUGUGGCGCUAAAACAGUACUGGGACAUGGUAACGGCGCUCUGCCUGAUCCCACUGCUGCUGAAGGAAAAUCUCAUGGAGAUGGUGAGAGAAAUCGGAACAGACGAUGAAGUAGACCCCAGGGGAAAGAUCGUCCCUAUUCUCAUCUCGAAGGGAUCCAUAUUCCGAAGUGAUGAAUUUGUUUUGAUUGUUGAAGAGGAAGUGGUCCAAGAAUUCGAGGAGUUCACAAUUGCAUUGGGAACACUGUUUUCCGCAUACUGGGUCUUCAACAUGCAGUAUCCAAGAACACUAAGCCACACAUACAACUUUAUUCAGAAAGCCAUUCUACACCUGAGAGAUGGCACUCCAUUCCCCCCUGUGUGUAAACAGCUGGUGCUGAGGUUACAGAAAAUGUGUACCCAGGGAAAACGUGGUACCCACACAUAAAAUUUUCUUAUAAGUUCCAAAUUUUAAUAUAUUGAUGUAAAUCAAUUUAUUUAUGCAUGGAAAAUCGCAUGGGGUCCAUGGGUAAUUUGGAAUCGAUAGGUGCAACAAGAGUGAAUUGCUUUUAUAUUCCUACAUGGUACAUAUGUACCUUACACUUUGGCUUGCAAUGAUACCAGCACAUCACAAAAUUAAAAUCCAUACGUAAAGCACUGCAAAUGGGUUCAUAUUGAAUUUUUUUUCCCUUGUCCUUCUCUUAUUAUUGGGUCACCUGAGUUACUCAGCUGAGUUCCUAACUUCCUGCUGUCUGUGGUCGUUCAUUGCAGUGUGUUGUUAACUUAGGAACAUUUUUUUUAGUUCAUCUAUGAAACUGACGAAUGUUCACCAAAAUUGCUGUGCAGCAUCUUAUGGGGUAGGAAACAAGUAUUUUUGAAUUUUGUGACCCUCCCAUUUUGAAGUCUUAGGGAUACAUGUAGGGUUUAAAUAUCAAUAAAUAGUACAAUCUUUAAAAAAAAAAAAAUUUUUACUCCUGGGCAUCUGGUACUAAAACAAGGUACAUCAUUAUACUGAACUAGAAAACUUUAACAAUUGUGAAAUGCAUUGCCCCUGGGCUCGGGCUCAAGGGUAGGACAGUAUUCAUCACAGUAAAACUGCAUUGAUUUUUUUUUAUUCCUGAACAUCUGGGAAACGAACUACUGUAGAAUCAUUUUAAUUCGGGGGGGGGGGGGGGGGGGGGGGGGGCAAUUUUCAUGAUGGAUUGCUGAAAUUUUUACGGGUUCGUGGGGACAUAAUUUUGUGAAUUUAUAUAUUUGUAAGAAAGAUAACUCUGGAAUGUAAUUAUGAUUCUUUAUUCGUUGAUGAUGUAAAUUCGUGGGUGAGGAGUACCCACGAAUUCCAUGAAAAUUGAGCCACCACGAAUUCUAAUAAUUCCGCAGUACAUGCAGUUAUAUUGAGCAUGGAGGGCUCUUUUAAAUCUUGUGAAAGUAAGGCCCCUAGAUCAGAGGCUCAAGCAGGAUAGGGUUAUAUGAAUCAUGCAGUAAAAUACAUUGUUUUAGAUAUAAUCUUUUGUAUUUCCGAACAUCUAAGGAAUAAACUAACGGUAGAUGCAAAGUUUUACUGAGCAUUGAGUCCUCCAUUAAAAUAGUGAGAUUGAUGACCAUGGGAGGGGUUCAGGCUCCAGGGCACGGCUAUAAGGAUCACUCGGUGAAAAUGCAGUAUUUUCAAUCUGUAGAAAUCUUCACUCCUGAAUAUCAGACAUAAGAACUCUGUGUGUAGUGAUAAUGAGUAUUAAGGCUGCAACUAAAAUGAUGAAUUCCUUGGUCCAUGGACUAGGGGUUCAGAUCUCGGUGAAGGAGGUCGCAUAGAGAAAAUGUAUUUAAUCUUUAGAUAUCUUCCUCAUCAACUCUGAACAUCCAGCACACAAGCUAGAUGCAUUAGUUAAAAUGAACAUAAGGGGCUGCCCCUAAAAUUGUGAAAUUCAUAACCCUGAUUAUUUGUUCCAAGCCCCAUGAUGUGGCUUUUGUGAACUAAAGAUACAUAUAUUAUAUGGUGUCAUCUUAAAUUGUUUAGAAAUGAUCUUUACUCCUGAACAUCUACCCCAUACUUUGCACAAAGAAAUAUUUAUCUGGGCUGCAGCUUAGUAUUUGUUAGAUAUUAGCAUGUUAUUUGUGAUCAGAAAAAUGACAGUUAAGGCUCUUUAGUCUCUUGUGAUGUUAUUCUUAUUUCUUUAUAUGAUGCAAGUUUGCAUUAUACUUGUAUUAUAUAUUCAUUUUGGAACUGUCACAUAUUUUCAAGUAAUUUUCAUGUUCAUAUAAAAUUUUGGUGCUUGCAGCAUUAGGAGCGGAUAUGUUUUUUGCUGUUAGAGUUAUCAUUCUUUAACUACAAAGUGCAAUAUUGAAGUAUUUCUGUAUAAAAAAAAUCAGCUAUUUCAUCAGCUAGUAAAAAGCUUCAAGGGCAGAUAGUCUUGAAACUGUUUACCAGACAUAGGAUUUCACACAGGCCUUUUCCUCCCGAGUUAUCAUUUAUGACAUCUACUGAAAAUUGCCCCAUUUGAUUGACUCCCUUAGCAGAAGGUCAUGUUUCUGCUAUUUUGUUGUUUAAUUGAUAGUUUGAUAAAAUCUUAUUUACUGGGUAUUGAACCAGUUGACCAAGUCUUACUAACUGGGUAUUGUAAUUUGAACCAGUAACUAGCUUAUUGCCCCCUCAACAGUAACAACUCUGUUCGUCAGCUACAUGUAUUAUAUGCUUUGGUUGUGUCUCGGUUAUAGCUACUGUCUAGGGAGUAGUAAACUUGUCGGGGGGGGGCUCUAUAAAUUCACUGUUGUACCCCUAAAUCAAUCCUGUCUUCCUGGGGCUUGAAUCUCGAGAUUCUUUUAAGGAAUUGAUUUUCAUUAUUACUAGUCAUGAAUGUAGAUCUUGUUUACACAGUAUUGUGCCAUAUAUGUAUAUUUAUAAAAUGUGCAAAAUCAUUUAUUCACAUCAAUCCCGUUAUUAAGGGAGAGAUGUUUUUUCCUAAGCAAAGUUGAGAAAAUACCGAAUGCCAAAUAUGGAACUGAAUGUGUAAUGUGAAAUAUUGUAUUUGUACUUGAAGGAAUGCCUUAUUUUCUGUCUACUAGCAACUGAACAUAUGCUACAUUUUUAAAUAUUGAAUUUAGAGCAGUUGUGCGAUUUAGUGUAAACACAUGUACAUGGUCCAGCUCAUACUUAAUUUAUGGGCAAGGUGCUCUUUUAGAAAAGUUGGUUGUUUUUAUUCAGAUUUUUUGUAUGUUUUCUCAUAAAAUCCAUUGUAACAUUGAUUGAUUGAUUUAAUAUUGUUUAACGUCCCUCUCGAGAAUAUUUCACUCAUAUGGAGACGUCGCAUAAAAUCCAUUGUAACAUUGCGGAUUCCUUACUUACAAUUUCUGGGAACUUAAAAUCAUGAGUGCUUAGGGAUUUAAAUAGUGAGAAAUAAAGGCUUCUGGUGAAUUAAUUAGAAAUUUACAGUAGGUGCAUAUGAAUGAGUAUCGCUUUAGACUGAGAAUCUACAAUUUGUCAUAUUGACACUAAACUGCUCUAUUUUUGGUCCCCUACUGGAAAAGCUGAAAGGAAAACUACUUGUUUGUACUCCAUCUGUCUGUCUGUUCUUCCGUCUGUCACAACUUAAGCUUUCUGGACUUUUUCCAUUAUGCUUUGAUUUAGGAAGAUGAAAUUUGGUUCGCUGCUGUAACUUUUAAAUAUUUUCACAUUUUUAUGAAAUUUAUGGAACUUUGUGCAAAGGACUUGACACGGAGCCAGUAGGGGAAGUGUAUUGCUAUACAAUACUUUCAGAAUGAGAUAUGAACAGCAACGAUUUAAGCUUGCAUACUUCAUGAAGCUUGUUAUAUUUAUGCCCCGAAGAUCGGGGGGCCAUAUUGUUUUUGUCCUGUCUGUCAUUCUGUAAUUCUGUCUGAAACUUUAACCCUGCUGAUAACUUUUGAACAGUAAGUGAUAGAGCUUUGAUAUUUCACAUGAGUGUUCCUUGUGACAAGACCUUUCCGUGGGUACCCUCAUUUUUUACCCUUUGACCUUGGAGUUUGACCUACUUUUUGAAAACUUUAACCUUGCUAAUAACUUUUGAAGAGUAAGUGAUAGAGCUUUGAUAUUUCACAUGAGUAUUCCUUGUGACAAGACCUUUCCGUGGGUACCAUCAUUUUUUACCCUUUGACCUUGGAGUUUGACCUACUUUUUGAAAACUUUAACCUUGCUAAUAACUUUUGAACAGUAAAUGAUAGAGCUUUGAUAUUUCACAUGAGUAUUCCUUUUGACAAGACCUUUCUGUUGGUACCAACAUUUUUGAUCCUUUGACCUUAGUUUGACCAACUUUUUGAAAACUUUAAUCUUGCUUAUAACUUUUGAACAGUAAGUAAUAGAGCUUUGAUAUUUCACAUGAGUAUUCCUUGUAACAAGACCUUUCCAUGGGUACCAACAUUUUUGACCCUUUGAUCUUGGAGUUUGACCUACUUUUUGAAAACUAACCUUGCUUAUAACUUUUGAACAGUAAGUUAUAGAGCUUUGAUAUUUCACAUGAGCAUUCCUUGUGACAAGACCUUUCCGUUGGUACUAAACCUUUUGACCUUGACACUUAACCUACUUUUAAAAAAAAUUACAUUGGUCAUUACUUCUAAAUGGUAAAUAUUAGAGCUUUCUUAUUGUACAUGAGCAUUUCUUGUGACAAGAUCUUUCUACUGGUAAGACAUUUGUCCUUGUGACCUUGGCCAUCUUCGGAAUUGGCCAUUAUCGGGGGCAUUUGUGUUUCACAAACACAUCUUGUUUUUAUUUACAUUCUUCUUUCAUACAUGCAUUGUUUACAACUGCAAUGCAUUCAUGAGGAAAUGACUAUCGAUACAAUUUGUAGAGAUAUCAAAGAUAAAAGCAUUGAAAAUGUAAAUAUAUGUGUCUGAUUGCAUUGUUUAUGCAGAACCAGUUUAAGUCGUAUGUUUUACAAAUCCAUUUUGAUCAUGAUUUAUACAUAUUUAUGUAACACUCUCAAUGCAUGUGAAUUCAGCCAGUAGUUUUUGUUAUUCUAAGCUUGGUGUAUGACAAAUUAUUUCAGCUAUAUAAUGAACAUGAUCAAAGUAAAUGGUCUUACAGGUCAAAAUAUCUCUGUGUGUCACGGCCAGAGUAUCUGGAUGUCCGUGCUCAGAUUGUUCCAUAUAGUUAGGGUAUGGUCAUCGUAUCCAGGUCAUGCAUAUUUAACUUUGUCUUCUCUUCACAAUGAGCUGUAUAUUGAACAAAAAUGCUUCUGGAACACCAUUAACAUUGUCUUUGUCGGCAGAAUUCUGCCACUUGUACUCAAAUUUUGCUUGUACGAUUUUAACUAAUUUUACUAUGUAUGCAACACGAAAACCAACCAACAUUUUGAAACCAGGUUUUGUUUUUUAUCUUUUGUGUGUGAUUAGUGUGGUAAUGUUCAUUAGAGAUUAAUAAGGUAUGAGUAUUUUGUUACAUUUUUUUUAUAAUUUAUUUUCCUUACGUUUCACCAGAUAGAAGAAGGCAUCAAGGCAUUUUUGUUUUUAUUAGUUAUUGUUUCUGUUACUGUUCUUGUUGUAAAUUGUCAAGAAAGAAAAAAAGAAACCAAAAUCUG